Messenger RNA from Carcharodon carcharias (great white shark), 9810 nucleotides. It is a transcript of the gene klhl24a, whose product is annotated as kelch-like family member 24a. Lineage: Eukaryota; Metazoa; Chordata; Chondrichthyes; Lamniformes; Lamnidae. Gene Ontology annotation, molecular function: protein binding. Bases 1110 to 2909 code for a protein of 599 amino acids. The record is from RefSeq and is a predicted model, not a curated record. The transcript has 7 exons.
ACUCCCCAUAGCCCUUUAAAUCUUUUCACUUCAAGUAGUUACCCAAUUCUCUUUUGAAACUUAUUACCACCCAUUCCGACAGUGCAGUCCAGAACAUAACAGCUCGCUAUGUAAAAAAUGUUUCCUCACGUUCACCUCUGAUUCUUUUGCCUUAAAUUUGUGUCCUCUGGUUUCCAACCUUUCUACCACUCCUCAAUCUUCCAACCAAAAUUGACCUCAGCUGGGAUGGUAGUGAUAUUGAAUGUGUCCUCAGUGCCAUAAGUUAGGAGAGAAAAUAGGCCAGACCACCAGUCUUUAAUCAGUAACCAUUGAAAUCUUCUGGAAUUCGGAUUGAUGGGUUUGCUCUACAGAUAGCCAGCAUGGACUCAAUGCACCGAAUAGCAACCUUCUGUGUCAUAAUGAUUCUUAUGGGCUGAAUUUUCAGUCGCCAAUGUGACUGAGUUCAGGUGUGGGCAGGCCCGGAUAAUUGCACGGUUGGAAGGAGUCACUGGUUUCUGAUGGCUCAGUAACACAAUUAGAUUUUAAAAAGAAUGGACGGGAGGGUGGAGCUGGCAAACCACAUGCCUCCAAUUAAUUGGCUUGUUCAGCUUGUUUUAGAGUGCGUUUAGGAGUAUUGGGAGCAACAGUUAAUAAUUUUGAAAUAGCCAGCAUGGGGAAAAUGGAGGGCCUGGGACUGUUUUGAGCACUACCUUCGGGAAGACAGCGGGAAGCCGUAAGUGCUCAUAACUGCAGUGUGAAAAAGUUGCAUAAAAGGUGAGGGUGAAACUCAGUUGCUCAUGCAGUGGAACAGAGCUUCCAUUGCUAGAGCUGAGAGGCUUGAUUUUGUGAGGAGAGAGUGUUAGGAUUCUAGAGAGGCACGUGAGGCUGCUGCCACCCCUAGACAUGCCUGCUUGGUCUGGUUCACUGAAGCUCUUACUUAUACCUGGAGGGAAGAGUACAGCUCCUGUCCAACACAGCUUUAAUCAGGGCCUCAAGGGAGGAAUUCAAAAAACAUCAGGAUGCCUGGAAAUAGCUGCCCAAACCACUGCUGGCCCUCUCCUCUCCCUGCUCAUCAAGUUGCAGAGGAUAAUUCAGGAUUCUCUUAUUGCACCGAGUGACUGGAUAAAGCCAUGGUGCUGAUCCUGGGACGACGCAUUAACAGGGAUGAUAGCCAUUUCCGUGACUCGCCCGUCACCAAACGCAAAGUCUUUGAAGUAGACCAAAAGCCCGCGGUUAAUCAAGACAUUUUUGACUUCUCCUUGGGCCCAUCCCAUGCUGAGAGCAUCCUGGAGAUGCUGAAUGAGUUCAGGGACAGCCGACUCUUCACCGACGUGGUCAUCUGCGUGGAAGGCCGUGAGUUCCCCUGCCACCGCGCUGUCCUCUCAUCCUGUAGCAGCUACUUCAGGGCCAUGUUCUGCAAUGACCACCGCGAGAGCAGGGAGAUGCUGGUGGAGAUCAAUGGAAUCUUUGCCGACGCCAUGGACCAGUUCCUGCAGUAUGUCUACACCGGAAAGGUGAGGAUCACCACGGACAAUGUGCAGUAUCUCUUCGAGACCUCCAGCCUCUUCCAGAUCAACGCCAUCCGAGAUGCCUGCGCCAAGUUCUUGGAGGAGCAGCUUGAUCCCUGCAACUGCCUGGGCAUCCAGAAGUUUGCGGACACCCACUCCCUCAAGCCGCUGCACUCCAAGUGCAGAUGCUUCGGCCUGCAGACAUUCUCCGAGGUGGCCCUGCAUGAGGAGUUCCUGGGACUGGAGAAGGACGAGCUUAUCGACUACGUCUCCAGUGACGAUCUGGUCAUCAGCAAGGAAGAAACGGUGUAUGAGUCAGUGAUGCGUUGGGUCUAUCAUGACAUUGACCGCAGGAGGCCCAUGAUGAGGGAGCUGCUGACUCACGUCAGGCUCCCCCUACUGCACCCCAAUUACUUUGUGCAAACGGUGGAAGGGAACCAGCUGAUCCAGAACUCUCCUGAGUGCUACCAACUCCUGCACGAGGCUAGGAGGUACCACGUGCUUGGCAACGAGAUGAUGUCACCGCGGACAAGGCCUCGCAGGUCCACAGGUUACUCCGAGGUUAUUGUGGUGGUGGGAGGCUGUGAGCGAGUUGGAGGCUUCAAUCUGCCUUACACUGAAUGCUAUGACCCAAUGACUGGAGAGUGGAAGUCGCUGGCUAAACUCCCAGAGUUCACCAAAUCUGAGUAUGCUGUGUGCGCCCUAAGGAAUGACAUUCUUGUGUCAGGUGGCAGAAUCAACAGCCGUGAUGUGUGGAUGUACAACUCCCAGCUGAACAUCUGGAUGCGAGUGGCCUGUUUAAACAAAGGCAGGUGGCGCCACAAGAUGGCUGUCCUUCUUGGCAAGGUGUAUGCUGUGGGAGGAUAUGAUGGUCAGAAUCGACUGAGCAGCGUGGAGUGUUACGACUCUUUUUCCAACCGUUGGGUCGAGGUUGCACCACUCAAAGAAGCAGUCAGCUCACCGGCUGUCGUCAGCUGUGUCAGUAAGCUCUUCGUGAUUGGAGGAGGGCCUGAUGACAACACAUGCUCUGAUAAGGUUCAGUGUUACGACCCAACCACUAAUGUUUGGCUGCUACGAGCGCCCAUCCCCGUUGCUAAACGGUGCAUCACCUCAGUGUCCCUGAACAACCUCAUAUAUGUGGCCGGGGGUCUGACCAAAUCCAUCUUCUGCUAUGACCCAGUGGAGGACUACUGGAUGCACGUGGUGAAUACCUUCAGCAGACAGGAGAGUUGCGGCAUGUCUGUCUGUAACGGCAAGGUCUACAUCCUAGGUGGCAGAAAGGAAACUGGAGAGGCUACUGACACUAUUACGUGUUACGACCCAGCCACAGGAAUCAUCACAGCAAUGGCUGCCAUGCCCAGGCCUAUCUCCUACCAUGGCUGUGUGACAAUCCACAGAUAUAACGAGAAGUACAGGCCCUGAGCCAGGGAUCUCCAGCACCCACCCAAUACUGAGUGGCAAAGAGGCACAACCACACUAUAACUUCCUAUGGAGAGACCAGAGUUCUCUGCAGGUUCUAUAUUAGACAAUUGUUUUAUUGUAGCAUACUCUUCCAAACAUCGAGCCUUGUUUUUUAAAUUUUUAUUGCAACAAUAGAGUUAUAGAUCAACAAUCUCUUUUUUGUGUAACGCUAAGGCCACAGUGACUAACAUACCAAAGCUGUGGCAUUGCAGGCAAAAUGAUGCCAUUUGCACAUAUUUCCACAUCCCUCAGAUAACCAUGGCUAGGUACUGGACUGCCAGUGGUGCGUUUAGUGCCACAAUGUAAUACCUUAGGAACCAAUAUCAUCCUCCAGAAGGUACUUAGUUAUUUUUUGUAAAAAAACAUAUAUAUAAAAAACCUGUUCACUUUCUGGCAUAGUUAGAGGUUCAGGAAACAAAGUCCAGAAGUUGAAAUCGAAGCGGAAGCCUUCUGUUUGAGUCAAUCGGAGGUACCUUGGAACCAUAGUGAUUGAGGUCUUUUCCAAGCUCAGAGUUGAGACCUUCAUAUCGGAGCACCUAUGUCACUUUGAUACAGUUCAGUGGCUGCUAUGUGGCCUCGCCCCAGUAAAGUGGAACUGUGGUAGUUAUCUUCUUGUAAAAGUGCCCCUGGUUAACGUCCUCCUCUUUCACUGUUUAGUCUUUAUUGAAGCCUAUGAGGAGCAAACUCUUUAACCCUUGCACAUGACUCAAAAGAAGUCAUUGAAAUGGACUGCAUGAGACUGCGAUGCUGGUUGCCUUGGGUUACAAACAGCAUCAGGGCCAGAGGCCAGGUUCAAUGAGGUGUGGUUCCAUGUAUUGAGACCAGAAUGCAAUCCUUUCACUUUGUAUCUCUUAGGAUUAUCAUCUCCUCAAACACCCUGUAAACAUCUUUGCUUUGUCAAAACCUAGUUUUCGGAUUCCUGGAGUGUCUCUCUCUGACUGCAGAGAUGAUGCACUAACACCAAAUGCACAGGGAUUGCUGCACUUCAUUCUGGAAAUACUUCAGCCAGGAUGAUGACAGGAGUGGCAAUGGGUGGGUUUUAAGGAGGCAUGCCUGCUGUCACUUAGAGCAGCUCAAAUUGAUCUGCAGGGCAUGUGCCUUCUGGGUUACAUUGCCUAAGUAUUGGUGUGGAAUAGGAUUUGUGCAGGCAUUUGGAUAUAUGCACUGUUCAGUCGAUCACAUCUAUGUACUCAGUGAGUUGACUUUGCAACCAGAGACCAUGAGAACAUAUUUAGAGUGAUUGGAUUGGUCAGAUCACAGUCUAAUGAAUAGUGCCAUAGUGUUGAUAUUCACAAAAACUGCUACAUAGGCAGUAUCUCAGCUGCUUUAAUUUGAAACCUGAGACCCACAGUUACACUCCUGGAAAUUGGUUUGUCAGGCCUAACUGGACUUCUGGGCUUCAGAUCAUCAAUCCAACAGUGGUUAGGUGCAUUGAAGUAAAUUUAUAUGGGUUAUUUUCCAUACAAUGUAGAGUUUAAGUUGGUUAUAUACUGUGUAUAUAUACCCUGCUGAGUGGGUUAUAGCCCAGUAAUAUGUAUACAGUAUGUGGUUUAUAUAUACCAUGUAUAUGUACCUUUACUAGAUAGUAUGUGAAUUAUUCCCCAGUAAUGUAGAAAGUAUGUAACAGGACACACUACCGGGAUGAGAAAUAGAAGCUUUAGAAACCAAAAAAGGAAAAUGGAAAGCUGUGGAGCUGACUGUCAACGCUUGAACAACAGAUUGUGCACUUAGACCCUGCGUCAUUGCAUGAGUGAGCUGUAACCAUCUGACAUAUUAAUGUAAGAUGUUAAUGUCCCUUAGAGAAGAACAUGCCAUUGCAGCAUUUCCAAAUUGUGUACCUUUGCCUGCUAAUAGCACUCAAGUGCGGUGGGUUGGGUGGAGUGGGUUGUGUGUACAAAGGUACUUGCGGCUGUGUGGCAUCCUCCCCUCCCCACCUCAACCCCCACAAGGGGCUAUUCUUGUAUCAACUCAAACAAUGAGUGUUGCCGGACCAUGGAUCAGUGUGUUACAGCCAGGUUUGAUCCAGCCUUCACACACAUUUAGGGUAGAUCCUGACUUUGUGUGAUUUGUAAAGCCCAUUUUACAAAUCUCCCAUUGUUUUAUCUCCAAUGGAGUCAAUGAAAAUAAAAGUGGAGAGCGAUGUGAAACAAGCAGCUGAUUCACAAUCGCUCAUUUCGCACUAAUGCACAAAGUCACAAUCUACCCACCCAUGAACUUUCCAGCACUUCAACAUAAUAAAAGUCACAAUAUCAGGGUAAUUUUGCAAUAAUGUUUAAAUGUGUAUGAGCUUUGAGGAAAUUGAAGGAUUGGUGAAUGCUUUAUGGUAUUCAGUGAUCUAAUGUACGGUAUCUCAAUCAGACCUAACUCAUUUCAAUUGUUGUAAAUCACUCAAUUAUUGCGUUCCAAUUUCCUGACCCUGUAUGGGACCUUUUUUGAGGAAAAAAAUUGUAAUUGCAAUAAGGAUAUUAAAAUUCUGCCGCACUGUGAACUUUAAAAUGAUCACAGCUCUGGAUCUCAGAUUUGUAAAAACCAGGACAUUACAGGUUGAAAAGUGAUUCAAGGGGCCUGUGGGUUUGAAGGUUGGAUGAAAAUAGGUAGACUCGAAAGUGAUCAGAAUGGAGUGGAUGAUCAGUGGAAUAGACAUUAGCACUGGUUUAUGCGCAGAUCUAUUUUCAAAGGGAGAAAAUCUUUACUUUUCAAGCUAUUUUUUCUGUUAAAUGGGAUUAAUUUAGCAUUGUUAAGCAAGGAUGCACCAAAAAAUUCUGAUUAGGGAAGAGGUCAACAAAUCUUGGAUAAUCCGGUCAGUGUCCCCUCCCAAACAGCCCAGAAAGCUUGCACAAUUCCUGCAUGUUCACCCCGACUAUGAGACAUUUAAGAUGUCCGCCACCAAUCUGAAACAUGCAAGGCUCAAAGUUUUACCUAUGGCAGAGUUAAUGUCUGUGUUUAUCUGAGUGGAUUAGCUUAUCCCUACAACCAGUAAGGAUGUGUGUGUCCUGGCCUUCAUCCCAUGACCCAGAAUCCUUCUACCUUUUUCCUCAGCCCACCAGUUACGUCAAAGAAACACCCAGAAUGCACUUUGUUGGGUCUGUUGGUAACUUGAGUUUUUUUUUGCUCUUCAUGUGAAUUAAUUAUUUGAUGCAUUUAUAUUAAAUAGUUUUUUUUAUAAGUUAAAGGACUGUUGUAAAUAAUACAUCUCUCUGUCCGUUCCUAUGUUUCACUGUAUCAGCGAGCACUGCUUGCUGAGGGAGCAGAGGUUGGAGACCUAAAACAGUCCAAAAUUCUUCACUGAGGAAGUACUGAGAUCCUGAGAGCUGGCUUCAGUGUGAGCAUUGCACUGGUGUGUAAAUGACAGAGUAUGAAUGAUCACGGGGGCCAAAUUUAAAUAUCAACAUUGAAAGACUGCAGCCACAGCAAGCAGCCAGUCUGGCCUCAGUUUCCUAUCUGUUCACCAAAGAAAAGCUACCAUGGGAGGAAGCAAUUCCUGAAUAAAACGCCCAUCUUGUUAGUGGGAGGGUCCUACGGUCUGGACAAGGAGUCAAUCAGAAGGGUGGAUCCCUCAGUCUGGAUGAUCAGCCGAUCAAUGAGGUGGACCCCCCAUCCCAGACGAUCAGCUAAUCAGAGGGUUGGGUCCCUCAAUGCCAAUAAGGAGUUGGACAGGGUAUGGGACCUUCAGUUGUGAUAGGACAGAUAGGACACAGAGGGCCAGUUAGGUCAAGGCUAUGGAACUGAAAGCAUUAGGCAUGAGAGGGAGAGAAAGAAAUUCUGUGAUGUUAUUCAUAAGCCAGGGUUCUGCUUCAUUUCUGAGUUCAACCAAGGAUAGACACAAUAGUAGCUCAUCCUAGGCCCCAUGUAUUUAAUAAGGAACUUUCACCGUUGCUUGGAAUGCUGGUGUGGGCCUGUGUCAAUAAAGGCAUUGAUUUUUCUUGCUUACUAGCGAGGGAAAGUCCUUGGAAUUCCCAUAGCCAGAUAGGCGCUGAGGUGAAUGAGAAAGAGUGCAAGACAGGAAGAGAAAGAUGGACAGAAAGAAAAUAGGUAGGAAAAGAGCAAUAUUAAUGCCACUUAGUCAUCACUCCAGCCCUUGUGUCAGACACAGUGAGCUAUUUUUAUAUUGUGUUUAUGUUCCUGGCAUAAUCCAAAGGCUCAGGUAUAUGACUCGCAACUUAAAAUCAUACAGCAAGGUGGCUGCCUGUGUUUCUCAUAUCCACCAAUGAUGGAGCAAAAGCCAAAGUGAGAACGAGAACUCUGCUGUGGUCAAACUCUCCACAGGGCAGUGCGACAGAAAAGUAUUACUGAGAUCUCACUGCAACUUCUUUGCUAGCCGGUGAAAUGUGGCACAGAAGAGGUUUUACUUAUGGACCCUAAAACAGCUGAAAUCUGACAAAUGAUUGCAGUUGCCCAGUACUCCUGCAAUCCUGAACUGAAAACAGACCUAACAGGGAAAAUGCCCUUUAUAUGAGCAGUCAUUCUCAUCGCCAACUCAGGAUUGCAUUGGAUUAAGUAUUUAUAAGUUUUCUGUUGUUGUAAGCUGUGUCUUUAUUAACAAAUCUAUUUAUUCUUUAAGUAUGUUCUUCAGAACUAUCAUGCUGAAUGAACGUUGCCACUUUUUUGAGGUGUGCUGUGUACCAGCCAUAUAGGAAGAGAGGAUGUGUCGGUGGGGGGGGGCCUCUUUUGAUCCCCAUUGUGAACAGUAUAUUGCUGUGUGCAUUCUGCCUGACUAAUGCAUGAUUGUGAUUGAUGUACAGCGCAAUUGUAGCUGGCACACACUCCAGGAGUCGCUCAGUCUGUGAGCAGACCCUCCAGUACAUUAUUUGAAAACACAAGAGUUAAAAGUGUGUGUUGCAGCCAUAGUAGAUGCCAGCUACUUUUAAAGCUGCAAUCCCAAUCAAAGAGGUUUAGAAACAUUCCAACUCCUUGUUAUAUGGUUUUGUUACAAAAUCUGGGGACCCAUCAAUUAGAUUCUAGCCUGUAACUUGCUGCCAGAUAUCACUUUUUUUAUAUAUAUAUAUAGAUAUAUAUAAACUACCUAAACCCUCUGGUUAGAUUUUAGCCUGUAAAUUACCCACCACCCGAAUAGUAUUCUCUCCAUGUGAUGUGACAGACCUACACAAUGACUGCUGUCGUUUGGUGGGAACCUGACCUGCUUCAUGGUUUUGAGUUUGUAUGUGAGGAGCAAUGAGUGAAUGAUUUUCAGUUUAGAUGCGACAUUUUUAAUGCUGUGUAGCUGACAUAUCUUUUUUGUAAUUAGAUAAUUGUAAAGUGGUUGUGUUAUUUUUGUAAUAUUUGGGUUGUCCUGGAGACAGAAGAAUGCUUUACUUUUGUUUUAUGCUUAUGUUGUACAGUACGAGCUGAAUAUAAACAAACUGUAUUUGAAUCCAAGAUGGUGUAACAUUUUUUAAACUUGAUCACAAUUAUGAAAUGUAUAGAAAACUUGAUUUAAUAAUAAUAUACCACUACAUGGAAUUCUGAUAGUGAACCUGGAUAUUUGAAAGUUAUAGUGAGUUGAGUUAUCCGACUGUGUGGUUUCCACUAUCCUUUCAGUUGUCUGAGUUUCAGAAUUCCCUCUGUAAAUCUUUCCACCUCUUCAUUUUUUCUCUCUCUCCUCCUUUAAGACUCUACUUAAAACCAACUUCUUUGACCAAGUAUUUAACCACCCCUCCUAAUGUCUUCUCCUUUGGCUCAGCGUCAACUCUUUGUUUGAUUGCACUCUUGUGAAGCACUUUGGGAUGUUUUACAUUGGGUGCUAUAUAAAUGCAUGUUGUUGUUGUCUUUGGGCAUCAGUGAUGCCAGACAGUUGGUCCUGAGACACAGUUAACAGUCCCUGCAAAGGGGACUGGCCAAUGGGGACAGUGCGCACUUUGGAAGCUCUUAUAUGGAAUGCAGUAAUGAUAGUUGACGGCAUUAUGUUUGAUCUUCAUUUUAAAAUAUUACUUUAAAACAAACACUACAGUUAAAAUUUGAGGGGAUUUGAGAGAACAAAUAAGAAGAAAAUUCUUCCAUUGGCAGGAGGGUCAGUAACGAGAAGACACAGAUUUAAGAUAGUUGGCAAAACAACCAGGAUGUCGGGGGGGAGAUAAGUUCUUUUAUGCAGUGAGCGGUUAUGUUCUGGAUAGCACUGCCUAAAAGGGUGGUGGAAGCAGAUUCAGUAGUAACUUCCCAAAGGGAAUUAAAUAUGUAUGAAGAGAACAUUGGCAAGGAUAUAAGAAAAAGGGGAAUGGGUGGGAUCAAUUAGAGAGCUUUUCUAAUGGAAACAAUGCUUGAUGGGCAUCUUUUGGUGACUCUGUGCAUUGUAGUGAGUUAAAACAAAGAGCUUCUGAAUGGAGAGAGAACGAUGGUGGUCACAUCAACCUUAGGAAACUCUUGAAUGACCCCAGGCAGAACCCUGCCUGUCAGGCUCUGCCAACUUGCCUGGGCCAUUGCCGUAGUGCAAGUGAUCCCCUGGGGACAGGAGAGAAAGCAAAUUGGAAAGAGAGCAAGAAAACAGAAAAGGAUUGUAACAUUCAAAUAGUUUACAUGAGAAUUUCCAGAUUUGUACUCCUUUCUAUCAAUGUCUAGUCUUUUUCUCUCUUGUCCUGUAAUGAUUGCCACAAGCUGGAUUUUUCAACCUACAUAAAAUGUAAUUCUUGUGUCUUUUUUUCCUUCUUGAGUUGGUGUUUGUGAGAGUGUCCUUCUCUGAAUCCAGAAGAAGGAGUGUUGAUUGGAGAGCUAGUCCACGUUUCACUAGUUCACCAAGUGGCAUCACUCGUCAAAUGAUGCAGUACCAACUGUGAUUGCGUGUAAUAAUAGAUUGUUACAUGUAAAAUACUUCUUACUGUGUGUAUGCAAUUUAGGUUAGUGACUUUAAUAAAAAUUCUGUUCUCACCAA